Messenger RNA from Betta splendens (Siamese fighting fish), 3553 nucleotides. RefSeq names its product nfe2 like bZIP transcription factor 1a (gene nfe2l1a). Gene Ontology annotation, cellular component: nucleus. Gene Ontology annotation, biological process: regulation of transcription by RNA polymerase II. The transcript is spliced from 7 exons. Gene Ontology annotation, molecular function: RNA polymerase II cis-regulatory region sequence-specific DNA binding; DNA-binding transcription factor activity, RNA polymerase II-specific. The coding region runs from base 264 to 2504 and encodes 746 amino acids. Lineage: Eukaryota; Metazoa; Chordata; Actinopteri; Anabantiformes; Osphronemidae. The record is from RefSeq and is a predicted model, not a curated record.
GUGAGUCAGACGCUGGGAGGAGCGGACUGACGUCACCUCGGUGUCGCUUUAAAACGGUCCCACCCUCCGGUCCGAACCACAAAACACCCGAAAUCUGGAGCGACUCACGGAAAGCGGCGCCUCUGGACGGAACCACUGGAGUCUUCACAGGAUUUACGUGAAGUCACACCUGGCUGUGUGGAUUUGAGUUUCCCGACCCCAGACAAGACACUGUGUCUAAAUCCUCUCACCUGCUGACUUCUUUGUUCAUAUUGUGACACACCAUGUUGCACCUGAAGAAGUAUUUCACCGAGGGGCUCAUCCAGAUUGCCAUCCUGCUCAGUCUCUGUGGGGUGAUAGUCGACGUGGGGCUCGGGCCCUACCUCCCUCUCUCCUGGGAGGACAUGAUCCUGGGUCCGACUUCAGCACUGACCCAGACCCAGUUCCACAACCUCCGCAAUAUAGAGGACGGCCAUCGCCUGCACCCCAAGAGUGUGGACCUGGACACGUUCUUCACGGCUCGGAGGCUGCUGGGCUGGGUCCACUCUGCAGACAGACUACAGGUUCCUCGUGCGGAGCUGGAGACAUGGCUGGUCCAGAGGGAACCAGACCCCCUCCCCCUGGGACAUCCAGAUCAGCUGUCUCCACUGGGGAGAGGUCUUACUGGUGAGGAGAGAGACCACGAUGGUUCUGCUGUGGAGCCCAGAACCGGAGCCGGAGCUGGACAGGAGGAGGAGCAGCUAAGCGAUGCUGGCGCUACAAGGGCAGAACUGGAACCUCAGACGGGCAGGGACCCUGAGCUGUGGCCCACACUCCCCAGUGACGACCCCUCGGACCUGGAGAUCCACUGGCAGGACGUCUUCUCCAUCAUGCAGCCUGAGGAUAAAGACUUUGACAUGUGGACGUCGCCCGACCACACUCCAUGUUCACGUGCACGCUGGACCCCUGUAGAUGUUGGGUCUGAAGCUCUGCUCCACCACUGCACCGACCUCGAGACGGAGGCUCCCCUGCAGCACGGUGCUUUAAAUGGGUUGUUGGGUUCUGGAAGGCAAUCAGAACCCGAGCACGUUCUGCUCCCGCUGACCCCCAGUGCACAGCUGGAUGACCAGAGCGCAGCCUUCCACGACUCCAGCGUCUUCACCUGUCACAGUCCUCCGCAUCACAUGGACCUAUUGGCAGAAGAAACGGGACACGCGGACGACUCGGACGCCUUCAACAUGAACCUGCUGGUUCCCGACCUGGCCGACAACAUGGAAGACUGCCCUUCACACUUAGAUGCCAACGCUCAUUCAUGGGACUCAACACCUUCUAGUUCUGCCAACUCUCAGGAGGGGAACGUGACCCAGGACUGCUUGGGUUCUCCUUCCAGAACCACUGCAGAUGACAAGGAAGCGGACAUUGAGGGUGAGGACGAUCUGCAGAGUCCACUGAGUGGCCUGUUGGACGAUAUCGCCAUGUUGGACGAUGUUCGAUUGUUGGACUUAGCUCUGGAUGACGCCUUUAGUCCUGAGAACUGCUUGGACUGUGAUAUGGUCCAAACAGAACCAAAAACUGAUAAACAUUGCGUUUCUGGAGACGCAGGCAGAGAAGAUCAAAGUCAAGCAGGAGUUCAGCGAGAGGGCGAAGACGAGGCAGAAACCGACUCUGGUCUCUCUUUGGAUUUCAGCCACAGCCCAGCUUCUCCGUGCGACUCUGAGGCCUCCUCUUAUUCCUCGUCCUCAUCCUCCCUGUCACCUGUGGAAAGUCUCUCAUCCAAAGACAGUGACGACGAUGCUGAGGAAGCGUUCGCUGAUUCCGACAUGGAAGUGGCAGUGAGCAUUAAACAGGAGGAAGAGGAGGAGGAGGAGGAGGCACUGGGGGCGGUGGGAGGAUGGAAAACUGACACUGUGAAGAAAGUGAAGUACGAGGAUCACACGUUCUUCGAGGGCUUUCGUAUUGACCACGAUCACACGUACAACCAGCCUUGGUCGCAGGCCUCCCCUCCUCCGCUGGGCAAAAUGCAGAGUCAGCACAUCAGACCCAACCCCUCCUCCUACAGACGGCUCACCAAGGCGAGCGCGUGGGGCCGCGAUGAACGGCGCGCGCAGACGCUGAAGAUCCCUUUCUCCAGCGAGCUGAUCGUGAACCUGCCGGUGGAGGAGUUCAACGACCUGCUGACGAAUCGGCAGCUCAGCGAGGAGCAGGUUGCCCUCAUCAAAGACAUACGACGCCGCGGCAAGAACAAGAUCGCCGCCCAGAACUGCAGGAAGAGGAAGCUGGACGUCCUGCUGGGACUGGAGGACGAAGUGUCCGCCCUGACCCGCCGCCGUUCGUGGCUCCUGCGCGAGAAACGAGAGGCGCUGAAGAAACUGCAGGAGGUGAAGCGUCAACUGGGCGCCUUGUACCAGGAAGUGUCUUCCAGGUUAAGAGAUGAGCACCUGCUUCACUUCGGGCCCGGCGGCGGCGGCGUCAGCGUGGCCACAAACCGACGGCAGGCGCCGCUGUACAGGAGAAGGAAAACUGGCAAGAAGCAGGAGAAGGAGUGAGACGCUCGUCCUGACGAGAGGCUUUGCUCAUUUAAAACACUAAGCGGCGCAGUGACGGUCGAAGGAACAGAUAAAGAAGUGUGUUGGAGAUAAUCCUCAGCCACAGAAUCAUCCCUGGGAGAGAUGGUUUAGGAGGAUGCACAGCUGCAGGACAGGACCAGAAUAACACGGACGACACAACUGAAGUCUUUGUUCUUGGAACUCUGGUUAAAUGAAGCCUUUUUUUUUUUUUUUUUAAACUGGGAAACGACUUGAUGACUCUAUUUUCAUGCCUCACUGGCAGCUGACGUCAGAUGUCUCUGCGGGUCCAACCUCACUGCUACUUGCAGCUGUUUUACCUGAUAAACAUCGUGGCCAUUGUGCGGCAGACUGGACUUUGGGCAGGUUGUCGGUCCUGGGUGUGUCGGUGAAGACCUGCCUUUUAAACACAGCGUGUUGCCUCUGCUAUCUCCUGCUCCCUGUUGUAUCAGCUGCCUUGUCUGGAUCCUGCUGCCAGUCACACCACACUGAUUUUGAAAACUGUAAUUGGUUCUGCACAGCAGGGGUUCGGCGUGGCUGUUGGAUUCGUGUUCAUGUAGUAGCAUUAAAUAGGAAAAGGAAGCAAGCCAAUCUGAAAGUUUGUGGGUUUAAGUAAAGACUUGCCUACAGCGUUUCCGUCAUAUUGAACCCUAUGGAUUAGGAAUAGGAUGUCCCAUAUAUGCGAGUGAGGGCAGAUGACUGACACUUUUGUCAGUAGUGUGUAUUGCAGAGGUUUACAGGUGAGUCAGACGUGCAGAGGUUCAGAUGGAAGAAAUCAGGAAUUUAAAGAAUAGAAACAAUGUUCAUUAAAUGUAGUGAUUUAGUUUCUAAAACGGGUUUAGAUGCAGCCAUGCUUCUAGUUUGUGUGCGUCUGUGCCAGAAGCAGCUUUUUUAAAAUAUAUAUUUUAACAAGCUUUUAUCAGCAUUUCUCUUCCUUUGAGGAACCAUGUGCUUGCUGGCAUUCAAGAAUUUGGGCUCUCAUCUUCUGUAAUAUUUGAAAAGAAAACUAAUAAAAAUUUUCUUUGGAUUCA